AUGACCACGCCGUUCACGAGUCUCCUCCACAGGGCCACCGACGGCUGGUCUCUAGACAGAUCGGGCCAGACAAUAAAAUUCGCGGCAACGAAGCGCGCAACAGAUCCCAGUGCCUUUGCAGUUGACUUCCUCUGUGGCCCACACGUUGCUUAUCCCAAGCAGCUACAACGGCUGCGGGAGCAGUUUUUCCAUAUCUUCAACUUGCUUGGCGGAGGCGAGGGACGGGGUGGCAAGCUGAGCGACAUGAAGAGCCUGACGACCCAGGACAGGGACGAGAUACUAGGAUGGAAUGCCACGCCGCCUCGAGCGCUCUCGAGUACCAUUCCAGACCUGUUCACCAGCAAGGUCGAUGAUCUGCCAGAGGGCCCAGCCAUCCAUGCCUGGGACGGAGACCUCACGUACAUAGAGCUCGACGUGUAUUCUAGUGCUCUGGCUCAAGACCUCAUUCAAUUACGCGGGGUUGGGCGAGGAAGUAGAGUGCUUGUCGGGUUCGAAAAGUCCAUGUGGAAUGUGGUUGCCAUGCUAGCUGUGCUCAAGGCCGGGGCUGUGUGUGUGCCCCUAGAGGUGUCACACCCCAUUGCCAGGAACCAGACGGUAGCCGAGGCGGCGAGCGCGACGAUUCUUCUCACAUCUCCCGCCAGCGCGCACAGGUUUGCGCCGCUGGCCCCUUCGGUCCAAAUAGUCCAGGUAUCUGCGGAUUCCAUUUCGGAAACAUGCCUCAAGCAAGGCAUCAAUGCAGCUGCCGUGGAGCCGGAAACGGUAUUGCCAUCGGACUUGGCCUUCAUCAUGUUCACCUCUGGGAGCACAGGCACGCCAAAAGCCAUCUGCCUGGACCACCUGUGCAUGGCCACCAGCAUUGUUGCCCACGGCAAGGCGCAGCAUGUCGACUCGACGACUCGAAUGUUGCAAUUUGCCGCCCACGUCUUUGACAUUUGUUAUUACGAAGUCUUUACCACACUGUUGUUCGGCGGCUGUGUCUGCAUCCCGACCGACGGCGACCGUAUCAACAGGCUACCCAACGUCAUCAACGAGCUCGGCGUAAACCAGGCGGCCCUUACCAACACGGUUGCUGAGAGCCUGGACCCGUGUCUGGUGCCAGGGCUGACACGCCUGAGCGUCGGCGGCGAGCCCAUCAGCCGUGAGCUGGUGCACAAGUGGACGGCGAACCCGGAGAUGCGUCUCUGCCAGGGCUACGGCCCGUCAGAAUGCGCCAUCUGCUGCACCGCCAUGGUCGACCUGACGCCGGACGAUGCGCCAUUCAACGUGGGAAGAGCGUUCCAAGACAGCUGCAGGGCGUGGGUAGUCGACCCCAAAGACCACGACAAGCUCGCACCAGUCGGCGCAGUCGGCGAGCUUGUCAUCGAAGGCCCAACCGUGGCAUGUGGCUACCUGAACAAUGCCGAGCUGACGAGAGCGGCGUUCAUCGACCCCCCUUCAUGGCUGCCGAGAGACCACUGUGCCGUCGAGAGAUGCAACGAAGACCAGGGGCAGGACAAUGGUUGUGCGUCGACUAGGCUCUUUAAGACGGGAGACUUGGUCCGAUACCACGACGAUGGGACCUUGGGAAUUCUCGGCCGCAGAGAUACGCAGGCCAAGGUUCACGGCGGUUUGCGCAUCGAGCUGGGCGACGUUGAGCACUAUAUCAAGGGGAUUCUGCAGCAGCCUGACCUGAGCAUGGCCGUCGACGUCAUCAUUCCAAAGGAAGCAUCGCGAAGGACCCUUGCCGUCUUCUUCCAACCCGAGAACCUCGGCGACAGCGGCGAUGCUGGAGGCGCUGGCGACUGCAGAAUCUUGGCCGGUGAGGCUGCCCUGGACGCCUCCAGAAACCUCUUAACGACCCUACAGGAAGGGCUGGCAUCAAUUCUGCCCAAGUACAUGACGCCAGAAGUUGCUAUUCCGUUGUCGACGAUGCCCCGCAAUGUCUCGUUCAAAGUUGACAGGCGGACACUGAAGGAUCUAGCCAGCGAACUGCCACGCAGAACGCUCCUUCAUUAUUCCGGCACUGCCCCGACAGUUCAGGAAUCACAGUCCCAACCGCAGCAUCCCCUGACCACGACGGCCGAGAACAAGAUGGCUCGUCUCUGGGAGGCGGUGCUGAACGUCCCCGUCAACAGCGCUGCCGACAGUUUCAUUAGACUCGGUGGUGACUCUAUCGCGGCCAUGCACCUUGUUGCCGAAGCAAGGCGGGCAGGUCUCGGUCUCAGCGUCAAGGCCAUUCUAAGUCACCCCGUUCUGUCCGACAUGGCUAGC
Messenger RNA from Lasiosphaeria miniovina, 2250 nucleotides. RefSeq lists its product as uncharacterized. The transcript has a single exon. The record is from RefSeq and is a predicted model, not a curated record. Gene Ontology annotation, cellular component: cytoplasm. Lineage: Eukaryota; Fungi; Ascomycota; Sordariomycetes; Sordariales; Lasiosphaeriaceae. Gene Ontology annotation, biological process: secondary metabolite biosynthetic process; amino acid activation for nonribosomal peptide biosynthetic process. The annotation marks the transcript as partial. Gene Ontology annotation, molecular function: phosphopantetheine binding.